CUUUCAAAAGAUUUCUGGGAGAGUCUUGUUGGGGAGUAUUUCACUGCAAAAGCAGUAUUCAAAUUCACACUUUGGAAAGACAACGCGCAGACAGAAGCCAAACCAUUCGACAUCACGAUGCCGAUCCUUCAUAGAUUCUUCCUCGUCACGGCUCAAUCUGGUGUAUCGUCGAUGUCUUUUAACUUUGAGGGUGCAAAGGAACGAAUGGGACCGACGGCGUAUACUCUGUACGUCGAGAGUCUAACUGCGUCAUGGACGUUUUACUAUUUGAAUGGGUAUAUCGUGACGCUACGUGGACCGUUUAACGCUACGGUCGUAAUAGUUCCGAAUCCUCCGGCUAUACCACCACCUCCAACAGGAGCGAACGGUGCACAACCACAACCACAACCGCCCCAUAUGCCAUAUACGUUGAAGAUCGACACGAUUUCGUUCGAUGCGCAGAAGCAUGAGAAGGCUUUGCGGGUAGAGUGUAUUCAUGGGAGGAGGAGUGAUCCUGUGCAGAGGACGCCGAAGAUGAUGAUGAAGAUGGAGAGUAGUCCUGCUGGGUCCUCUACUUCGACGAUUGCGAGUGCGAGUGGUGCGGAGGGUGGGGUUGGGGGUACGCCGGCGUUUGAGGAUGAGAAAGCUGGUGCUGGAGGAGGGGGGGAUAUGGUUGUGCAUUUUGAGAGGGCGACGAUACCGUCCGAGCCUGUGAAUGCGUUUGGGAUACCGCAGGCUACGAUGAGGUGUUUAGAGGCAAGUUUACGAAUCUUUAACCUUACCCUACAGUCUGUAUACUAA
Messenger RNA from Fomitiporia mediterranea MF3/22, 780 nucleotides. RefSeq lists its product as uncharacterized. Lineage: Eukaryota; Fungi; Basidiomycota; Agaricomycetes; Hymenochaetales; Hymenochaetaceae. The annotation marks the transcript as partial. The transcript is spliced from 2 exons. The record is from RefSeq and is a predicted model, not a curated record.